Messenger RNA from Paramormyrops kingsleyae, 693 nucleotides. RefSeq names its product guanylin-like. The record is from RefSeq and is a predicted model, not a curated record. Gene Ontology annotation, cellular component: extracellular region. Lineage: Eukaryota; Metazoa; Chordata; Actinopteri; Osteoglossiformes; Mormyridae. Gene Ontology annotation, molecular function: guanylate cyclase activator activity.
GCUAAAUAUUCCUUCAUUGAUUCAUUCUUACAUCUUUAAUAGGUUACUUAGUAAGCUUUAUAUAUUGCUUAGGGUCCCGACAAACCUCUGGUAUAUUUUGUUCUCCUGAGUCCAGUCUGGUGCUGUGAGCUUGUUCCUCAGGAUGAGAUCGGCUGUUGUGUCUGUGAUCCUCACCUCCUGCCUUAUCUGGAGCACAAUGGGCAUCAGGGUUCGGGAUGGAGAGCUCAGCUUCACCCUGGAAUCUGUCAAGCUCUUGAAAGAACUAACGGAUGGUGGCGAUGCUGCAAGUCCACGACUACUGAAGAGUGACCCAGCCACUGCCUGUGCCGACCCAAGGCUGCCUGUGGAGUUUCAGUCCGUGUGUCUGGACAAGAGCCCAGGGGCAGUCUUUACCAGGCUGGUGAAUGUGCUGAGAGACCCCGACCUGUGUGAAAUAUGCGUCAAUGUCGCAUGCACUGGAUGCCUGUAACCUUUCCACUGCGUACCCACUUGGCUGUAAGGUCUUAAUAAGCUCGGCCAGGGAGCGUUAGGAGAUUGUGUUAAGCAAAAACAUGUAUCUAAGAGGUCUCACAUCUGUCUUCACUUGAAAUAUGGUGGGUGCAAAUUCAGGAUUUUGAACACUGAUCAUUCAAAUCAUUCUGAUUUGAUCUUAAAGUUUGAUUUUCAAAGAACUGUAUGUAUUUACAAUCAAAA